AUGGAUACGAUAACGAGCAUGGUGGCCGAAAGGCCGGUGGUGAUCUUCAGCAGGACCUCUAGCUGCAUGAGCCACAGCAUCAAGUCACUGAUACGUAGCUAUGGGGCAAACCCUACAGUGUACGAGCUGGAUGAAGUUGCAAAUGGGCAGGCUAUUGAAAGGGCACUGGUUCAGCACUUCCAAUGCCAACCAAGUGUGCCGGCUGUUUUCAUAGGGCAGCAGUUCAUUGGUGGAGCUGAUCAGGUCAUGAGCCUCCAAGUCCAAAACCAGCUUGUCCCACGGCUCAUAAGGGCCAACGCUAUUUGGGUUUGGAACAGAACCUGA
This is a messenger RNA of Prunus armeniaca (apricot), 324 nucleotides long. The record is from the annotation of a GenBank genome assembly. NCBI's taxonomy places the organism in Eukaryota, Viridiplantae, Streptophyta, Magnoliopsida, Rosales, Rosaceae.